GAUGGGAACUACUAUUUUAUUGCUGAAAGUUUAUUAGAAAACUUUAUUAUAAUUUUAUAAGUGGCCCUACUUAUAAAAUUUUCUGUGCGUUUAAAAUAUUGUUUUGUAAUUUACAAAACUGCGGCUUCUAUACUUAUACAUUUUCUGAUAUAAAUUACUUAAUUAGUAAAAGUGCCUAUCUACAUAAAUAAAGUUUUAGGAUACCUCUACACACAAUUAAUUAAAAAGUUAUAACUAUAGAAGGUAUACCUACCUAUUUAUUUAACGAAAUCAUAUGGCUGGCCUUCAUCAAAAGUACGUGCAACAUGAUAAAAGUACGGAGAUUGCAAUAGAUACGGAAAGUGGAGCAGAAAGCCUCGGCAAUGAUAAUUCAAUAGUUUCAACACACUCUUCAAAAGAACCACCAAAACCACAUUCAGUUUCAGUUGAUUCUCGAUCGCGCUGUUGCGAACAAGUUAUCGAAAUGACAGUGACUGAAGAAAAGAAACGGGAAAACCCCACCAAAUUGGAUGACAAAAAGUUUAAAAAAGGACCCAGACCCGCGCCCCCACCUGGUUUGAAGGACGACUUGACCACGAUUGCUCAUAUUUGCGUGGUGUUGUAUACUGGACUUAUUUUGUACUUGUGCUUUUCGCGGCCGUUUGAAUUUUUUACGUGGCAUCCUCUGUUACUUUCAAUAGGGUGGAUGUUACUUUUGACUGAGGGUGUAUUGUUCAUCUCUAAAGAAAACCCAAUAGGAAGAAGAUUACGUUUAAACCACACAUUAAAACUCCGUUAUCAUUGGAUAGCCGUAACAAUCAGUCUGGUUUUAGUAGCUAUCGGUUUUAUAGUUAUAAUUAUCAAUAAAAAUAAUAAAAACAAAGAACAUUUCAAAACCUGGCACGCAAUUUUCGGUUUAAUAGCUUUGAUAGGUUGUGUACCAGCUGUUUUGAACGGUAUAGCGGCUCUUUUUGAUGUAGAACUAAAAAAUUACAUAAAACCAGCACUGAAUAAAGCUAUACACGUGGCUAGCGGUAAGCUUUCUGUGAUAUUCGGCGGGCUAGCACUAAUUUUGGGUGUUUACACCAAUUGGUUUGUAAAGGCUAGCGGGAAUAAUAAAUAUUUAUUUUUAUUAGGGUUUAUUACGUCUUUGUAUGUCACUGUUUGGACUGUACAGAGACCAAUGCGUAAAACUUUACGCAAAUUCUUUAAAUUUGAGAAUGUAUAAAAUUCUUGUUUUUGCCCAAUUGACAUAAUGUGAUAUAUUUAAUAUGAUAAUGAGAUUUCAAUAUUAUAACUUUGUAUUUAUAGUGUAAAAUAUAAUUUUUUUAAUAAAGAAUGUUCUCAA
Messenger RNA from Psylliodes chrysocephalus, 1327 nucleotides. The record is from the annotation of a GenBank genome assembly. Lineage: Eukaryota; Metazoa; Arthropoda; Insecta; Coleoptera; Chrysomelidae.